GAGCGGUGUAUGUACUAAAUACGAGCAAAUAGUCACAGGAAUUCAGAGGCACGAUAAUUGCGAUUUACGUGACGAUUUUUACGAUUUUAGUGCAAUUAUGAGCGUAUAUCGUGAGAAUCGUACUAGUGGCUCGCGCUAAUAAUUCGAAUGUUACGCGUUACAAGUCAACCUGAAUAAACUGCACCACCGAUAGUAUAUUCCCGCCAACGCGAUGGCAAUGGCGUGCUAAUCUUGGGAUUUUUGGAACCGGGAACUAAAACGCAUUGGGAAUGAAAACAUCUUAUUUCGAAGUUUAUCAAUUCUAGCAGAUCUUCCUUGAAAUGGCUAGUAAUGCGCGAGAAAACAGUAACAUCUCCAUCAAUGAGGAUAUGGAGGUUAACUUGGAGAAUAUGGAGUGCGACGUGGACGAAGAAGGUGGUUUGAGAGUGGAUGAUGAGAUAUACAUCCCGCCAGCACCGACAACCUUCCGAGAGGUUGAUACGAAUGGGCCUAGACUUAUGAUAAGUAAGAUAGUCAACAAAAAUUUUAAGAGUUAUGCUGCUUCACAGAUGGUUGGACCUUUUCACAAGCACUUCUCUGCUAUAGUUGGUCCUAAUGGUAGCGGCAAAAGCAAUGUAAUAGAUUCAAUGCUAUUUGUAUUUGGAUAUCGUGCCAGCAAAAUUAGAUCAAAGAAUAUAUCUGUUCUAAUACAUAGUUCCAGUCAACAUGCAAAUUUAGAUAGCUGUACUGUCUCCAUACACUUUCAGAGGAUUAUUGACCAGCCUGGAGAUGAGUACGAGGUUGUUCCAGAUAGUGAAUUUGUUAUAUCUAGGACAGCAUUUAAAGAUAACUCGUCAUAUUAUGAGAUCAAUAAGAAAAAAGUGCAAUUUAAGGAGAUUGCUAAGCUUUUAAGAUCCUAUGGAGUUGAUUUGGAUCAUAACCGGUUCUUAAUAUUGCAGGGCGAAGUCGAGCAGAUAGCAAUGAUGAAACCUAAAGGACAAACUGAGCAUGAUACAGGAAUGCUGGAGUAUUUGGAGGAUAUAAUUGGUACCUUUCGCUAUAAGGAACCACUACAAAAAUUGAAUGAAAAGGUUGAGAUAUUGACUGAACUUAGGAUGGAAAAGCUACAUCGUCUUAGGAUUGUACAAAAAGAGAAACAAGCUUUAGAGGAGCCUAUGCAAAAAGCAGUGCAAUACCUGAAAGCUGAGAAUGAUAUAAUCAGUUUGCAGCAUCAGCUUUACCAUUGCCAAAGACACGAAGCGAAAAAAGAGCUUGCCGAACAUACAGCGAAAAAUGAUACUCUGGACAAGGAGCUAGCUACACUAGUAAACGAGAUGAAGAGUGUUCAUAUACAAAAAGAGGAGAAGAUCAAAAUCAUUAAGGAAGAAAAUAAGAAGUGGGACGAAUUGCAACAGCAGAAGGAUGAUGCCACAGCAGUGUUCGACAAAGUACGCAAGGAGGACGAGUCGUUACACGCUGAGCUGGUCGAGACAAAUAAACGACGAAAAGCUCAUAUGACACACAUCAAAACGGAAAAAGGCAAACUGGAGGAAUAUCUGAAGAUACCGGAGAAGAAUAUAAAGGAUAUCCAGGAAUAUGAGCAUCUGGUCGAUAUAUAUGUGACUAGCAAGGAAAAAGAAGAAGCAUCAUUGGUGACUCUGAUGGCAGAACUGAAAGAGAAGGCAAAACCGCUGCUAAAUGAACGAUCAAAGUUAGAGAAACAUUUGAUAUUAUUGCGGAAAAAUGUGAAUCAGGCGAAAGCGGAGCACGACAUUGCGCAGUCCGAGCUAGAGUUGUACACAUCAGUGGAGAAGGUGGAGAAAAACAAGUUAAACUCUCUCCGCGAGACUAUUGAGAGGAACUCGACCACUAUUCAGGAGCGUUUGGAAGGAUUGUCGUUAUUGACGACGAAAAUCCCGGCUACCGAGUCUAAUCUAAAUCAAACACAGAGUGAGAUGAACAAGAUGAAGGCGCACGAGGUAGAAAUGACUGCUCGAUUGAAGAAGUUGCGAGUCACUUUUGAGGAGCAACGGUCCGCCAUGCAGACUAGCAGGUCGCAGAACCGCAUCUUGGACUCUUUGAUGCGGGAGAAGCGAGAAGGACGGAUACCUGGAAUAUUUGGAAGACUAGGUGACUUGGGCGCCAUCGACGCUAAAUAUGACGUUGCGGUGUCGACAGCUUGCGGCCCGUUGGACAAUAUUGUCGUGGAUACGAUGGCUACGGCGCAAGCGUGCGUUACAUUUCUGCGACAAAACGACAUAGGACGCGCCACGUUUAUACCGCUGGAGAAGCAACAGCGAUUCCUGUCCAGAUGCAGCCGCAGCAUCGAUACGCCAGAGAACGUGCCCCGAUUGUUCGAUCUGAUACGGGUAGAGGACAAGCGCGUGUUACCGGCGUUUUACUAUGGUCUGCAGGAUACUCUGGUGGCGCAAGAUCUGGAUCAGGCGACUCGUAUCGCAUAUGGCAGGAUGCGUUACCGCGUGGUGACGCUGAAAGGUGAACUGGUUGAGCUGUCGGGCACCAUGAGUGGCGGCGGGCGGACGGUAUUGCGCGGUCGGAUGGGUCAGAAGGUCGUGAGUAACGAGCCGUCGAACGCAGACAUCGAGCGGCUACAGUCGGAACUGGAUACCGUUUUCAAGGAGUGUAAUGAGGCGCGCGCUCGGCAGCACACACUGGAGAACCAGAUCUACGUGUUAACGACAGAGCUCAAGAACUUACGAGUGAAUGAGAGGAAAUUUAGCAUCGAGCUGAAUACAUUGAGGGAGCAGGAGCCGGCUUUGCAGGCGCAGCUAAAGGAGCAGGAGAGAAAAGUCGCUAAAUCGAUAUCGGACCCUAAGAGGGUUACACAGCUGGAGAAAGCUGUGCAAAUGACCAAGUCUAAUAUGGACGAAGUUAAGCAGAGUUCAGCCGCAGUGGAGAAGGAGGUGGAGUGCAUCAAUCAUAAGAUAAAUGAUAUCUCCGGCAAUCGGGUGCGCGAUCAGCAAACGAAGAUUACCAAGCUGAACACGUCGUUGGAAAAGACAAAGGCGGAGAUUUGUCGCUUGCAAGUGACGAUCAAGACUGCUGAGCGGAACGUCAAGAAAACGGAGAAGAAUAUAGAGGGUUUGGAGGGCGAGGUGCAAACCUGCGAACAACGACUGAGAGACAUUCAACAGCAAAAGUCUAAGCUAGAGGAACAUGCUAGAGCGAUGUUAGAUGAGCUGAAGGAACUCAACGAGGCGCUGAAGAGGCGCGAUGAGAUGACGUUUACGAUAAAAGAGGAAGUAAAUGCUUUGCAGGCGCGCGAAGACCAAAUGAAGGCGGUGAAGAUCGACUUGGAUCAGAAAUUAUACGAUAGCAAGAAGCUCCUCAAGGAGCUUCAGCAAGUGAUCCCCGAAUACAAUCGGAAAAUAGCCAAUUUGAAAUUACGCACGAUUCCCAACGAGACGGAGCAAUUGACGCUGAACGAUCUAGCAGAGGAAGAAGUCCUCGAAUUAGACGUGGAGGUGGCGACGCGAAAUCUACAUAGAGCCAAGAAAAAAUUACCUCCCCAAAUGCCCAACAUGAAUGUCAUCAAAGACUAUCACGAGAAGGAUUCGUUGUACAUAAGCCGCGCGGCCGAUCUCGAGAAGGUGACUGUGUCGCGUAAUCGGAUACGUGAUAUUUAUGAGACAGCUAGGCGUAAUAGGGCACAGGAAUUCGUGCAUGGUUUCAGCUUGAUCUCCAUGAAGCUGAAGGAGAUGUAUCAGAUGAUGACGUUAGGCGGCGACGCGGAACUGGAGCUAGUUGACUCUCUCGACCCGUUCAGCGAGGGUGUCGUCCUCAGUGUGCGCCCACCCAAGAAAUCGUGGAAGAAUAUUGAGAAUCUCAGCGGCGGCGAGAAGACUCUAAGUUCGCUCGCGUUGGUGUUCGCUUUGCAUUACUACAAACCGUCGCCGUUGUACUUCAUGGACGAGAUCGAUGCGGCGCUCGACUUCAAGAAUGUCUCGAUCAUCGGCAAUUACAUCAAGGAGCGCACGAAGAACACGCAAUUCAUCGUGAUCUCUCUACGUUCGAAUAUGUUCGAGCUAGCGGACUACCUGGUAGGCAUUUACAAGACGCACAAUUGUUCCCACUGCGUCACUCUGAAUGUGGCCAAGUUCUGCAAGAAAAAUGGUGUCGCCCCGCCUAUGCAACUCACCUCGAGAAAUGCGUACGCUUCUCAGCCCGGCACGCAAAAGCCCACGUCGCAACGCAGUUGUCCGACGGCAACCUCGCAAAAGGAGAAGAUCGCGCAGGAGAAAACGUCGUCCGUAACUACCAAUAAUAAUGCGAAUGGGACGCAAAAUCGCGAACAGACGAGAAUCGAGCAUUCAGACGCUUUAGAUUCGGAGGAACAUACGACGUCGAAGAAAAUCCUACGGCGCUCUGGUAGACUAAGCCGUAGUAGCAGCAGGUCUAGCCUGGAGCAAGAAACAUACAACAAGAUGCCAUUGGCGAAGAAGAAGCGAACAAAGUGAAGAACGAGCGCGAGUAGCUCUGGAAAAUCAUUUGCGGAAGACAAUCGCGAGAUUCCGUGUCAGUGCCUAGUGUCAAUAUUCUGUUCUUAAACAGAACAAUUUUGUGUAAUGGUAAAAAGGGAGGAAGCAAAGAGGACAGAAGAGCAGAAAAAGGAAGGAAAGAAAGACACAAAAACUAUCAGAAUCUGCAAAAGAUAUCGUGUUAUAUGAAAUCAGUAGAGUGUUCUUGUGUUUAGCAUAUAAAGAUGAGGCAAAAUCACGAUAGAGACAAAGCAAAAGCCGUAUUGCGCGGAUUGCGACUUUGUGCGCGAACGAACAUUGUGUGAUCACGAUAGAUGCAGAUCAAUUGAUAGACUCUAAAACUAAGUAAUUACUUAGCUUUAAUCAAAUGACGUUACAUACACACACGUCACCUCCGAUUAUUGCGCGCGACUCUCUUGGUAUGAUGAAUGUAAAAUGUAAUGUAGCGAGAGUGAUGUUGGCGAGACGUGGAGACGAACAAUUGUAGUAAGGUACAUUCUUCUCUCUGCGCUCUUUCCAUAUACUCCCUUUUAUCUUCGUUCGACAUAAAUGUAUAUUUCCUCUUUUUCGAGUGCGGGAAUGCAGUUAAAAAGAAUGUACAAUAAUGCGAGCGCUGCAAGUGCACUCAGCAAUAUUUUUCUACAUUUCUACGUAUCGCAAGAUUAUUAAUAAUAUAGAUUUACGAACAACAGUGUUCGAUUUCCAUCGUUCCUAACGUAUGAAAAUCCGUCCUUUCCGCAUGUCCAGCAUUUUAAUCAGUAGAAUGAUUGCGAGAGACGAGAGGAAUAUCCCGAGUCUAAUCGUGAGAAUUUUAUGCGCGAUUGACGAUUUUCAAUACGCGCGUAUUUAAGACCUCACCCAUGAUAAUGGAUAUCGCCAAUGAAUGACCGACAAGUGGAACGCGCGAAAAGUCGGAAAAGUAUCUCAAGGCUGGAUCGCAACGUUUGUCAUCAGGAAACGGCCUCGGUCCUUUGGACAGAUAUCCGGAAACGCUGUGAAGUUUUUCCCGAGGAGGGUCCACCGCUGGUGAUUUCGACAGCACCGGUCUCCCCGGAAUUUUGUUAAGCUGGUUAUAUUUGAAUGAUUUAACGUGUCGAUCCUAUCGGAUAAAUUGUCUACAAUCAUCAAGCGGUCUGAACGAUAGACAGACAGACAGACAGACAGACAGACAGA
Messenger RNA from Harpegnathos saltator (Jerdon's jumping ant), 5651 nucleotides. RefSeq names its product structural maintenance of chromosomes 4-like protein gluon (gene glu). Gene Ontology annotation, cellular component: chromosome; condensin complex. Gene Ontology annotation, molecular function: ATP hydrolysis activity; ATP binding; protein binding. The coding region runs from base 321 to 4457 and encodes 1378 amino acids. The transcript is spliced from 8 exons. The record is from RefSeq and is a predicted model, not a curated record. Lineage: Eukaryota; Metazoa; Arthropoda; Insecta; Hymenoptera; Formicidae. Gene Ontology annotation, biological process: mitotic chromosome condensation.